GAGUUGGUGAUUGCGAGCCAUGAAUAGGGAGUGAGUGUCGAGUACUGCCCUCUUGUGGCCAUAAAUGUCGUGAAAAUAGUGUUUAAUUUCAUUGCGAUUUUGAGACCAAAUAUUUAUUUUGCGGAUCAAGUGAUGGCUGAGGCGGCCGUCGAUAUGUCGGCCAAUAUAUCUUCGUUGCGAUACUUCUGCCACCAAUGCUCUCAAGAAUCGGAUUCUGUUCUCUCGGACUUCACGUGUCCUCUCUGUCGGUCCGGUUUUGUCGAAGAAGUCACUCACGAGGACACGGCUGAGACCAAUCCCGAUGACAACAAUGAAUCCGAUACACAAAUGGCAGACAUUUUGGAUGACCUGUACGGCCAGUAUAGCGGAUCCCGACGGCGCGGCUCCACUAAUGGCGCCAACAGUACGUCCGGCGGUCCGCAGUCGGACUCCGCCGGAAGACAUCAUCUGAGAAGUCAUAGGUAUUCGCCAAACGACGGCAACGCCAGACGUCCGACAACCAGUUAUUUUCAACUAAAUUUGCCCCGAAAUGCAGAGUCAGGGGCUCUGGACAGCAGUCAAUCAUUGGAGGGUUUAUUUCAACACAUCUUAACGAACGUGGCUUCGGGUCAGUUGGCGUCGGGACGCGAAGGGGCGGUCAAUAUGGGCGCCCGCGGACUCAUUAACAUAGACUUUCCAUUACCUCUGUUCCAAGUACUGCACGGGAAUCCGGGGGACUAUGCAUGGGGUGAGGGAGGGCUCAACGAAAUCAUCAGUCAACUGUUAAACCAAUUGGACGGUUCUGGUCCGCCACCGAUGGCUAAGGAAGACAUAGAAAAGGUUCCGUUUGUGUCCAUCAGCGAAGAACAGGUUCAGAAGAAUCUUCAGUGCACUGUAUGUAUGGAAGAUUUCAAAGUAACAGAAAAAGUGAGACUUUUAGAGUGCAGUCAUUGUUAUCACAACGACUGUAUCGUUCCGUGGCUUCAAAUGCACGCCACGUGUCCGGUCUGUCGAAAGGAACUGACGACCAGCCGUACGGCCAACAGAGACCCCAAUCUGUCGACCAAUACUACUAACGACCCCCGAGUCGGCGGCAACUCAUCGACCAGAGAGACCAGUGGUAGCAGUAAUACUAACACUCAGUCGUCAAACGGUACCUACGAAUCAACCGAUGAUUACGAUUAAGUCGAUUCUGUGUCAUAUAUAUAUACAUAUAUAUAUAAAUCUA
This is a messenger RNA of Medioppia subpectinata, 1207 nucleotides long. NCBI's taxonomy places the organism in Eukaryota, Metazoa, Arthropoda, Arachnida, Sarcoptiformes, Oppiidae. The record is from the annotation of a GenBank genome assembly.